Messenger RNA from Mesorhabditis spiculigera, 2040 nucleotides. NCBI's taxonomy places the organism in Eukaryota, Metazoa, Nematoda, Chromadorea, Rhabditida, Rhabditidae. The record is from the annotation of a GenBank genome assembly.
AUGGCCUCACCUUCAUUCCCCGGCUAUCCGCAAGGAUAUGGCGGCAUGAUGCGCCCAUUUGGGAUGGAUCCGUCGGCCCAGAUGGACCCGCGAAUGAUGUACGCCGGACCGGGUGGACAUCAUGGAGCCCCGAUGAUGCACCCUGGCAUGAUGCAGCCCCAAAUGAUGAGCCAUCCGAUGGGUCACCCCGGCGCCUAUGACCCCAGCCAAUUCCCCCACGGCAUGCCGCCCGUCGCCACGAAUCGGCUUCCCGGCCAAGUUCGGCAAAUGCCGCCGAACGGCUACAUGAUGCCGCCGCAAGGAUUCCCGCCCGGCGCCUACCCGGCCGGCUACCCCCAGAUGGGCCACCAAGUGAUCCGCGCCGGGCCCCCGGUCCCCUACGGGCAAAUGGUGCAGGCCAACGGGCAGCAACAAGUCUCCCAGAUGCCCAACCCUGGCCAUCAGCUAGUCGACCUGGCCGCCCACUUCCCCGACAACUCCCAGAUCUGCAUGCUCAAGAGUACCGUCCUCCAAAUCUUCCAAUUGGAGCACGGCAAAGACGUCUCGCAGUUCCCGUUCAACCUCAGCGCCGAGGAUUACCAGCAGUUGUCGAUGCCCGACCAUGAGCUGCAGCUCAAAUGCUUCAACAAGGAGGACCAACAGAUGACAUCCCGGUGGCCCAUCGACCCGCAAAAUCAAUAUCAGCUCAAGGUCAAAGUCAACGACACCGAGGUCCCGCUAAUGCACCCACGCGCCGCCCUCCUCGUCAAGAACUACUCGAAACCCGGCCAAAAUACCCUUGAAAUCUCGGCAUCCGGAUGCGUUUGCGCGUACCGCUUCACGCUGAGCGUCGUCCAAAUCUACUCCUUCCAACAGCACUGGUCGAUGAUGUACAACCAAACACGACGCAUCACCACCGCCCAGCUCGCCAUGCAGCAUCUGCAUCAGAAGGCGAUGAACUGCGGUGUUCACCGGAUUCCGUUGGGCGACCUCCGGUGUAAGCAACGCUUCACCCUGCCGGUCCGUGGUCGUACCUGCCAACAUCCACAGGCGCUAGACCUGCGGAUGCUGUUCUGGGCGAAUCCGGAUGCCUCGUUCUUCAUUUGCCACUGGUGCAACCAAUCGUUCGCAACCCGGGAGCUCGAAGUCGACCUCUACCUCCUCGAACUCGUCCAGAACACGCCCGACCACGUGCGCGAGGUGAUCCACGGGCCCGACGGCCAUUGGCGCGCGGUGCAACAAGCCCCCGUCGCCCCAGCACCCACCAACAGUCGCAAACGCGGCGAGACCGGCGGCACCCGAGCCAGCCAGAUGAAGCGCUUCAAGACCGAGAGCUCGCUCGAGGCACCGUUGACGCAACAGUCGCCCCUCGGCAUGGCCCCAUCCUCCGUGCCUUGUCCGUCGUCCACCCAGCCGCAAUCGCUGCCCGGCAUGGGCCACUUCAUGACCCACCCGACGUCGGUGCCCGAGCAGAAGCCCGAUCUGAUGAGCCCCUACCAUCAGCACCAACACUCGAUCCCGGGCCCCGAGACGGCCAAGCAGCUUAUGUCGCCCUACCAGGCCAAUCAGAGCCCCUUCAAACCAAUGACCGGCCCCAGCCCGUCAACGCCGCACACCCCGGGCCACGCCACCACUUCAACAAGCCCGAACAUGGUGCCCAGCCAGAAUCACGGCAGCGUCGAAGCCCCCAGCUGCGCUGGCUCGGCUCCGUACACCCCGGCGUCGGUCGGCUCGGCGAAUGCGCAGCCGAACGGGCAGAAUGGCCACGGGCAACCGAUGCCUGGCAUGUCGACGGCACCGAAUGACGCCGGACAAUCGUCUACCGCACAACCGAACCCGAUAGAUGACAUCCCGGCGAGUCUGAUGGGCAUCGACAAGCAUCUGGAUGGGAUGAGGGACUUGAGCGAAAUGUCGGCCAAGGACUUUGAGCUCUACCUGCAAGACGUAGCCGACAUCAGCCUCUUGACGAAAAACCGAUCCCACGAGAUGUGCGUCCAAAUAGAAGACGUCAUGCAAAUCAUCUACCGUCAAGACACGCGGCCCGCCGUGCGAGCCUCCCUC